AUAUUUGCUAGCUUUCCCCGGAUCUCACCCUUGUACGUAGUGCUCCUUCCGUAAUGUUUUGAUCAUUGCAAACAUUGAUACCCAAGCGAACUCACUUGCAAUGAAGCUCUAUCUGUGGACCGUUUCGUUUUUUUCCUGCCUGUCGCUCGUGUAUGGCCUCUACGAUAACGUCCCAGACUGCGCUUUACCAUGUCUCUUCGAACCACUUGACUACACGCCCUGUGAGUUCUCGAAUUCGACAUGUCUAUGCGGAGAUAUGAACUAUAAUAUGGCCGUGAUCCAUUGCGUCAGAGUACAAUGUAGUGUGCAACAAGCUUUGUUUACGAAGAAUCAAACCUGGCAAGACUGCGGAUUCGAAUACCAUGAUGAAAGCGCUGCAAUCUCCUGGGUUCCAUUGUUCCUCUUCGGCCUCGUUACCGUCUUCUUCGCAUCUCGAUUGGCAACGAAAUGGAUGGAGCUCUCGACGUGGGGCUGGGACGAUUGGACUAUUGUGUUUGCAUACGCCAUGAUGAUUGCGUUCUUAGUUGCGACGAUUGUAAUAAAACGGGAAGGAUUUGGAAAAGACAUAUGGAUGCUCACCGUGGAUCAAAUCACUGCCUUCAUCAGGGGCUUCUUCGCCUUCGAAAUUUUGUAUUUCGUGACUCUCGCAGUCAUCAAAGCUUCGAUCCUGUUCCUCUACCUUCGCAUUUUCGGCUCGAUCACGGAGGUAUUCCGGCAGGUUCUCUGGGGCACACACAUCUUCAACAUAGCCGUUUGCAUCACGUUCAUCAUUGUCAAUCUCAAUCAGUGCAAGCCUCUCAGUUACAUGUGGUACGGAUGGGAUGCAAAAUAUCCUGGAUACUGUAUCGACCUAUCGGCCACGACGCUUUCGCACGCUUCCUUGAAUAUCGCGAUCGACGUAUGGAUGUUGUUCCUCCCGGCCACGCAGAUUUACAAGCUCAAUUUGCAGAAGAGACAAAAGGCGGGGAUUAUGUCGAUGUUCGGUGUUGGAAUAUUUAUCACAAUCGUCAGCGCUGUGCGUUUGAGAAGUGUAUCGGUCUUCAACAAAUCAUGGAACCCGACAUAUGACUUCUUUGGCCUCGCACUCUGGUCACACAUUGAGCUGUGUGUGGGCAUGAUAGUCGCAUGCAUCCCGGCAACCCGAACCCUGACUAGACGCCUCUCCCCCAAACUUCUUUUCGUCACCAACAUCUCCACUUCGAGAAGGUUGUCGACCAGGGCAUCAGAAAAUGUCAAAAUUGUGUCGCAACAUAUUGCAACGAUCGCCGUCGAUGACGCUCAUGAAAAUUCGACGAUAUCCUAGAAAAAGAAGGAUUCCCUUGGUGCUUUAACGCCUGACCGAGGGGCCUUAUGUGGUUCGUGUUUGGAGAAAUAUGGCAUUUAAAUUGGGUCGGUUUGUACCUGUUGCCAAUUGGCACCCGAUGGGAUAUGUACUCUGCUGAGUACUUUGCUAAGUACUCAUAGGAUUACAUAUGUACCACACUAUCGCGACUCCUUUAAGGUGGUUGAAAGGCUGGAUGCCGGGCUUCGGGACAUCGGCUUGGGCAUGACAGGGAAUGGCCUCCUUUGGCGUAUCAAUCUCUGGGCCUGGGGACUGAUUGGGAGCGGCUGGCAAGUCAGGUAUCGAUAUGCGAAGGACCUUACUGCGCGCGGUACUGUGAACUGUGACAGGGAUACAUACAGCACACCUCU
Molecule: messenger RNA, 1692 nt
Organism: Colletotrichum destructivum
Lineage: Eukaryota; Fungi; Ascomycota; Sordariomycetes; Glomerellales; Glomerellaceae
Product: Putative extracellular membrane protein, CFEM
Exons: 7
Coding region: 101-1303 (400 amino acids)
Source: RefSeq, a predicted model, not a curated record